Messenger RNA from Echinostoma caproni, 3288 nucleotides. Lineage: Eukaryota; Metazoa; Platyhelminthes; Trematoda; Plagiorchiida; Echinostomatidae. The record is from the annotation of a GenBank genome assembly.
AUGUUUGAGCCACAAGUGGAUAUCAAUGAACCCGAACUCCUGGUCACCCUAAGUUCGAACGAAAACGAGAUGCCCACGACGGUGCCCGCUUCAGAUAUCCUUACGCUGACUGUAUUUUCCCGUCGUGCCGUGAUUGAUUUUGGAGCUAUAUCGGUCACUGGUCAACCGGUCAAGCGCUAUCUCCUUGUGGAGAACCCGCAUUCGGAAGAUCAAACGGUGUCUAUUCAACGUGGUCUACCAUCUAAUGAAUUUUGUCUAGAUUGGAUACAAUCGCACUCUGCCAAGCUAGGGCACUCAGCCUGGUUUACAACUGUAUCCGGUUGUAAUCCCAAUUCAGAUUCCUCAAACCGGAUUGUGGUCAGAGCCAAUCAAGGUCGAUCUUUGCUUCAAAUCACGUGGAUCCCAUCAACUGCUGGUAGUGGGGCUGUGUCUUCCAAUAGCACCGGUUUUUAUCAUAUCAUUCAGUUCCGCGUUAACAAUGCCUAUCCCCUUCAGGCCAUGGUUGUUGGUCGAUUCACCAUACCCCCACCGGAGAAACCUACACGUGUUAAGGUUCAUUCACUCUCAGGUGAUUUGGUGCGCUCUCAAUCUACAUCUUCAUCUGUUAUGAAACAACGCUCGAUAAGCCACGGUCGUAUCCCUAACAGAGCUCACUGCGAUCGCGUUUUGUGUUCUGGUGAACGGGAACAGUGGCAGUCAGAAGCUGAUCUUCCUCGCUUGCUCUCCACUAAAGCUUUGGAGGACCAGUUAGCUGCAUUAGAACGCCAGAAGGAUUUGCUGAAUUCUGCCCUUACUCUUCAGCGUCUUCGAUCUGCAUCGGAUCUGCAGGUUUCAUGUACGAUACGGGUUUCUAAUGCUCAGCACGAAUCCCCUGGAUUCACAUCGUCCGCGUGCUCUGCUCCUCAAUCACCGAAGUGCACUCUUCUCAGUGUCUCUCAUUUAUCUCAAUCAUCACGGACUACUUUACGUCAGACCAGUUCAGUGGGCAAACUUAACACAUCAUUCUCUCGUUCCGAGGUACCUCCUACUUCAGCCAGCACAGAUUUAACUUUGAUCAAUGCCUCGGCGAUCGGCUUCCUAUCUCCCCAACUUAUCCGCUCCCGCGCAUUGAAAGGAGAUCCAGUACUGUUGGCUAUGGAAUCGCCCAAACAGAAAAUUUCAGCUUUGACUUAUGAAAGCAAUUUGUUCCAUUCAGAAUUUCCGCACACGCUGUGCGAAAUCAGUGAGCAUGGACUCACUCAGUGGUUGAACAGCGUGUUCGCCCCCUGCAUCGCAGCCAACGCAGCGGCUUAUCCCUUGCCUGCGGCAAGCUGCAAUUCAGCACACGUGUGUACUCCAGGCUCUGCAACCUAUCUAGUGGCUGUGGCCAAGGCCGUUGGAUUGUUGCGUUCAACCGCGAUUAUUGGACCGGGUCAGCGCGUUGAACGCGAAGUUGACGAAGGCAAAAUAGUAUUAGUUGGUGAUCUAUCGUUUUCAGUGGAUAAAGGUGCACAAAGACGGUUGUUAGACCAACUGACAACCAACUACGCUCCUAUAUGGCUUCAUCUGGCAACUGAUGCACUAUCCUCUACGAUGGACCCGUCACAGGCUCAUUUGGAUGGGAAUGCUGAAGCAACUGCUAAACUUACCCGUGACCUAAUACACAAUCGGUACGCGAUCAAGCGAUUCCUCAUACUCGUGUGGUUUUUGGACAGACUCAAAAUCAGUCGCCUCUUGAAGUUCGAUCCGUGCUUGUUUCGUGCCAAGGCCCGUUUCAAGUCUUCUUCGGAGAUUCUGCUGCAGUUCUCUCGACAUUUUCUAACUGGUGAGAACAAUUUGGUCCGACAUUUGGCUUAUUUGGGUGCUCGUGUGGAAGUUGUUCAAUCUCCACUGGACGAGUACCAAUUGGCUGUGACGAAUCUGGCCGUCGAUCUGCGUGACGGAAUCCGCCUCGUAAAACUUGCUGAACUGUUGAUCCCGACACUACCUCAUCAAGGCGCGUUGAACAGUCGUCUUGUCAAUACGCAGAAUGCUCCAUCAAGCCUUAUGUCCCUGGUUCGUUUUCCUGCCAUAAGCCGACUGCAGAAAAUUCACAAUGUAGACCUGGCACUCAAAGCUUUUGAGGAGUCUGGCAAUAUUCGUAUGCCAGAUGGUGGAAAAAUUGACCCACGAGACAUUGUUGACGGCCACAGAGAAAAGUGUCUCACCCUGUUGUGGUGUUUAUUACUGCGCUAUCAAGUUCUGGCUCUUGUCAAUGUUACGUUGCUAGAUGAAGAAAUCUCCCUGUUACAGGCAAAAGUUGGGGCCGGUGAUGCAAGUACAAUAGCAGAAAGAAUCUGUGAAAUAGAACAGGAUGAUGACAUUGUUUCGAUGCAUGUGAAAUUGUUACACUGGGUUGCCUUGGUCGGCCACAUCUAUGGGCUAAGAGUCGAUAAUCUGGAUGAAUCUUUUGCUGAUGGUCGAGCCCUAUGUUUUCUGGUACAUCACUACUUGCCGACAGUUAUGCCCGCAGGCUUGGUGAGACAAUUCACCACAUCAUCUGUUUCGGACACAACUAUUCCCAUUGGACAGCUAGUUCGAAAUAAUCAGUACAAUUUACUACUGUUCCAGCGCAAGUUGUCGUUUCUUGGUGAUGUGCCUGUUCUGCUCUCGUCGACUAACCCCCGUGUUAUGCCCUGCAUUCUUCCACCUGGCUUGGUUUUGGCCACAUUGGCUUAUCUGGCCAGUCGUUUGAUUCUUGUAUCAAAAGAACGGGAACAAUUGAUUGCUCUUGUGCGUGAUCACGCAGCACGAAUCUUACAAGGAGCUUGGCGUCGUCUUCAGCAUCGGCGUGAGCUUGAAAGAAUGCACUUGCUGUCACCCGACAGACGUGCAGAAUCAUGCACACCUUUUGUGCCUGAAGGAUCACGAAAGUCGAUUUUCGGGACGCCCGCAUCGCCAGCCAUGCAGCAAUUCUUCAACUCUCAACGUUCCCGAGCCAACGCGUCCCUUAGGUCCCCCGUUCGAGAAAUACAAAAUGAACAACUGCAAGCUGCCAUUUGCAUCCAGGCUGCCGUGAGAGGAUUCUUAGACCGACGACGAGUGCGAACAAUGCGUUCAAUUCGACGUGAACAAGCGGCAUCUCGAAUUCAAUCUUCUUUUCGUCGUUAUCGAAUCAAGCAACGAUCCUUAUCAGAAAAACGGGCUCUUGCGGCUGGCCGAAUUCAACAAAUGUGGCGCGGAUAUGCCUCUCGACGAAUCUACAAGCGUCAGCAUGAAGUUAGUGUCUCAUUCUAUUUUGUUCCUAUCAUCUACUUUUACCACUUUUAG